Molecule: messenger RNA, 1292 nt
Organism: Hibiscus syriacus
Lineage: Eukaryota; Viridiplantae; Streptophyta; Magnoliopsida; Malvales; Malvaceae
Product: alcohol dehydrogenase class-P-like
Exons: 10
Coding region: 78-1217 (379 amino acids)
Biological process (GO): formaldehyde catabolic process
Cellular component (GO): cytosol
Molecular function (GO): S-(hydroxymethyl)glutathione dehydrogenase [NAD(P)+] activity; zinc ion binding
Source: RefSeq, a predicted model, not a curated record
UAAAGAAGAAAAAACGAGUGAUCAGAUCAAAACACAAGUUUUCGUCUCUAUCAGUCGAAGAAAAUUAAAGAGCCAAUAUGAGUACCGCUGGUCAGGUCAUCAAGUGCAAAGCUGCGGUGGCAUGGGAAUCGGGGAAGCCGCUGUCAAUAGAAGAAGUGGAGGUGGCGCCGCCGCAGAAGAAUGAAGUCCGUAUUAAGAUUCUCUUCACUUCAUUAUGUCACACCGAUGUCUACUUCUGGGAUGCUAAGGGACAAAACCCCAUGUUUCCUCGAAUUCUUGGUCAUGAGGCUGGAGGGAUCGUGGAGAGUGUAGGUGAAGGCGUGACUGAUCUCAAAGUAGGUGAUCACGUGCUUCCCAUCUUCACCGGAGAAUGCAAGGAAUGCGCCCAUUGCUUGUCGGAAGAAAGCAACAUGUGUGAUCUCCUCAGGAUUAACACAGAUAGGGGUGAAAUGAUUCAUGAUGGGAAAUCCAGGUUUUCCAUCAAUGGCAAGCCUAUCUACCACUUCCUUGGAACCUCUACUUUCAGCGAAUACACCGUAGUCCAUGUCGGUCAGGUCGCCAAGAUCAAUCCUGAGGCUCCUCUUGAUAAAGUUUGUGUUCUAAGCUGCGGAAUGUCCACAGGCUUUGGUGCCACUGUGAAUGUUGCUAAACCCAAAAAGGGUCAAUCUGUUGCGAUCUUCGGACUAGGCGCUGUUGGUCUUGCUGCUGCUGAAGGAGCAAGAGUUUCGGGGGCUUCGAGGAUCAUCGGUGUCGAUUUGAACCCCAGCAGAUUCGAGCAAGCCAAGAAAUUUGGUGUUACGGAGUUUGUGAAUCCAAAAGAUCAUGACAAACCUGUUCAAGAGGUCAUUGCUGAGAUGACUGGCGGAGGAGUUGAUCGCAGCGUUGAAUGUACCGGGAGCAUCCAGGCCAUGAUAUCUGCAUUCGAAUGUGUCCAUGAUGGCUGGGGUGUUGCGGUGCUUGUCGGUGUUCCGAACAAAGACGAUGCAUUCAAAACUCAUCCGGUGAAUCUGCUGAACGAGCGGACUCUGAAGGGUACUUUCUUCGGCAACUACAAACCUCGGACCGAUAUUCCGGCUGUCGUCGAGAAAUACAUGAACAAGGAACUUGAACUGGAUAAAUUCAUCACUCACUCGGUUCCAUUCUCUGAGAUCAACAAGGCAUUUGAGCUAAUGCUCGCGGGUGAGGGCCUGAGAUGUAUGAUUCGUAUGGAUGCUUAAGCAAAUGGAUUGCUGGAUGGAUGAAGCUAUUUCAAUGUAUUUCAGUAUAUUUUCGAAGUGUGUGAUUUAAGGAAA